AAGUCCUUUCACGUACUCUCUCUCUCUCUUUCUCUCUCCACUGUUUGCACCGACCUCGCCUCGCUCGAUCCGUACGCCGGCGCCGACGCCGGCUCUGCGGUAUCCGCGCGGCCCUGAGCUCGCGGCCAGCUCGGCUAUGGAGGCUCCGCCGUCGGGUGAGAGGCAGGGGGGCGGCCUCGAGUUCGCCCUGGUUUCCGUCUCCGACCUCUCUCGUCCUUCCGCCGCUGCUGCUGCUGCUCCCGCCUCUUCGGCGGCGGCGGCGGGGGCCUCGGCCCCGCCCUCGCCCGUCGUGGCUCGGUUCGGCGGCGGCGGCGGCGACUCCGGCGUCGCCGAGCUUCGGUUUUACCGAGACAACGGACCGAGCGAUGUCGUCGGCGGCGGCGGCGGCGGCGGCGUUGUUGAGCUCGCCAGCGCUCAGAUAUUUAAGCUAGGCCCGGUUCAGUCAAUUUGCAUGUCCGAAGGCUCUGAAACAAGUAAAGAGAAGUCAUAUUCAAAAGGGUUUAAUAUUCAUUUUAAAACGGAAGAGGAGAGCGAGGCCUUCCAUUGUACGUUUGAGCAAUUGAAGAAGGAAGGCAGUAUUAAAGGGACACACUUGCCAAAUGGAGUUCUGUCAACUUCUAAGAGCAAAUUUGAUGACAAGAUAGAGGCAUCUUCUGCCAAAAUGUAUUUUCAUUAUUAUGGACAGCUUCUGCAUCAGCAAAAUAUGCUACAGGAUUAUGUGAGGACAGGAACCUAUUAUGCUGCUGUCAUUGAGAACCGUGCAGAUUUCACAGGUCGAGUGGUUGUUGAUGUCGGUGCUGGUAGUGGUAUUCUGUCAUUAUUUGCUGCUCAGGCUGGGGCAAAACAUGUUUAUGCUGUGGAAGCAUCUGAAAUGGCUGAAUAUGCUCGCAAGCUUAUUGCUGGAAAUCCAUUGCUCAGCCAACGAAUUACGGUGAUUAAAGGCAAAGUCGAAGAAGUUGAAUUGCCGGAGAAAGCUGACAUUCUGAUUUCGGAGCCGAUGGGCACUUUGUUGGUAAACGAAAGAAUGCUGGAAUCUUACGUAAUUGCUAGAGACCGGUUUCUGGUUCCAGAUGGAAAGAUGUUUCCUACUGUUGGAAGGAUACACAUGGCCCCUUUCAGUGAUGAGUAUUUAUUUGUUGAAAUUGCAAAUAAGGCUCUCUUUUGGCAACAACAGAGCUAUUAUGAUGUCGAUUUGACACCCUUGUAUGGAACUGCGUUUCAAGGCUACUUCUCUCAGCCUGUUGUAGAUGCCUUUGAUCCAAGGUUGUUGGUGGCUCCCUCAAUAUUUCAUGUGAUAGAUUUUACGAAAGCGAAGGAGGAAGAUUUGUAUGAGAUUGAUGUUCCGUUGAGAUUUACAGCAAACGUUGGUACCAGAGUGCAUGGGUUGGCCUGCUGGUUUGAUGUGCUAUUCAAUGGGAGUACUGUGCCAAGGUGGUUGACAACUGCUCCCGGAUCUCCAACAACUCAUUGGUACCAACUGCGUUGUGUUCUUUCUCAACCCCUCUAUGUCAUGGCUGGACAAGAGAUCACUGGUCGACUACACCUGGUCGCACACAAAUCCCAGAGUUACACCAUAUAUUUGACGUUGUCAACUAAGAUGUGGGGCCCAGGGGCUGAACAAGGUGGAAUACUUCAAACAUCAUCCGGCAAACUUGAUUUAAAGGAACCUUACUACAGAAUGUCUCAGCCCCAAUCUUACACAGUAGCACAAGAUCAGCAACCACAUCAACUGCUUCAAUCACAGAAUGACGUGGUUUUGCUUCAAUAGGAAUUAAACGUCCAAACACAGGACAUAGAAGAAACCGAUCUAUUGGAGCAACCGGCACAAAAUUCGGGCGCUCAUUUCGGUUAACAGGAGCACUUGGUUUUUUAGAUGAUGAAUUGCACAUCACGCGGUUAAGUUGGGCACCGUCAGUAACUUCAAAUUUGCUAGCAGGGCAUUGAGCGUCGAUUCUCUGGAUUAUUACCAAAUAGCCCUACGGCUGCCUUUGCCGGCCUUUCUCCUUCCAUUUCAUCUGUAUUCCCUACUCAGCCAUCUCAUGUGCCAAUUCCUUGUAAAUUUUGUGCAAUUCAUUUCGCUGCCCGUGUGGUUGUGCUAUGUAAACGUGCGGAACUUCGAUCGUGAUUAACUUAAGCCAAUUGAUAAUAAACUUGGUUCAGUUCGGCUC
Messenger RNA from Syzygium oleosum, 2168 nucleotides. RefSeq names its product probable histone-arginine methyltransferase 1.4. Gene Ontology annotation, biological process: peptidyl-arginine methylation. Gene Ontology annotation, molecular function: protein-arginine N-methyltransferase activity. The transcript is spliced from 15 exons. Lineage: Eukaryota; Viridiplantae; Streptophyta; Magnoliopsida; Myrtales; Myrtaceae. The record is from RefSeq and is a predicted model, not a curated record. The coding region runs from base 137 to 1768 and encodes 543 amino acids.